CCUAAUUAUAAAUAUCAAAAAGUAAAAGCUCCCGACACAAAAAAGAUUCAGAGAUCUACUUGCACUAAAGUAGAAUACAAUUCUUGAAAAUUCUUUCUUUGAUCUUCUUCACACUCAUCAAUAUUCAAUUUUCGAUUUUGAGCCGUCGAGAUGAUUCAAUUACUGUUCUUUCUGAUAUUCAUCGAGAUUGGUCUGAUCGUGAUGUUCGUGUUCAAGACCCCGUUGAGGAAACUGGUGAUAAUGGGUUUGGAUCGGGCCAAGAGGGGUCGGGGUCCGAUUGUGGUUAAAACGGUGGGAGGUACAGUUGGGGUGGUGAUGAUGUCGAGUUUGUAUAAUGUCAUGUCGAUACAGAAGCGGAGGAUUGAAGAUGGGGAGUACGUUAAUCCUACGGAUCAGGUGCUUUCUGCCAAGUCUCUUCUUGAAGCCUCUCUUAUGGGUUUCUCUCUCUUCCUUGCUUUAAUGAUAGACAGAUUGCAUCACUAUAUCAGGGAGCUCCGUAUUCGAAGAAAGGGGAUGGAAGCUGUAAAGAAGCAAAACCGAGGCUUUGAGGAUGUCAUCAAAGCUGGAGGGUCUGAUGAAAUUAAAGCGUUGGAAGAUGAGGCUGUCAUGCUAAGAGAGAAGUACAAGAAAUUGCAGUCAGAACUAGAGGCAAAGACUAAAGAAGCCAACGUUGCUGAAGCCAAUGCUGUUGCUUUGAAAAAGCAGUCUGAAGGAUUUCUUCUUGAGUAUGACCGUUUGCUCGAAGACAACCAGAACCUUAGGAAUCAGUUGCAAUCAGUGGAUCGGACACUAUCACAUUCUGGUAGCAAGAAGGUUAUGUAAGAUUUAUGCUUCUGAUUGAUGAUAUACUUUUCUGGAUAUCUGCUGUCAAGGCUAUAGUGACUAAAUGGUAGACGAGAGUUUUUGGUUGUGAUUGAUAGGUGAUGUGUUAUAAAAAAAAUUAGUGAUGGCAAAGUGUAGUAAUACUUAUGAGUAGAUGACAUUUUGUGAUAUUAUAUGGAAGGGAAGAAAUGCUUAAGUUUCUCAACUAAGCAAAAUAGUGCUUUUGUGUAAUGACAUUUCACGAGUCUUUGAUUAAAGAGCUAGGUUGUACGUUUGAAUUCGAA
This is a messenger RNA of Daucus carota subsp. sativus, 1106 nucleotides long. RefSeq lists its product as uncharacterized. The transcript has 2 exons. Gene Ontology annotation, biological process: endoplasmic reticulum to Golgi vesicle-mediated transport; intracellular protein transport. The record is from RefSeq and is a predicted model, not a curated record. Lineage: Eukaryota; Viridiplantae; Streptophyta; Magnoliopsida; Apiales; Apiaceae. Gene Ontology annotation, cellular component: endoplasmic reticulum; endoplasmic reticulum membrane. Bases 151 to 822 code for a protein of 223 amino acids.